Anopheles cruzii is the source of this 616-nucleotide messenger RNA. RefSeq names its product 40S ribosomal protein S15Aa. The coding region runs from base 120 to 512 and encodes 130 amino acids. Gene Ontology annotation, molecular function: structural constituent of ribosome. Gene Ontology annotation, biological process: translation. The transcript has 2 exons. The record is from RefSeq and is a predicted model, not a curated record. Gene Ontology annotation, cellular component: ribosome; cytosolic small ribosomal subunit. Lineage: Eukaryota; Metazoa; Arthropoda; Insecta; Diptera; Culicidae.
AAAGCACAUGCUCUUUUUUAGCUUUCUUCGGUAAGGAAAGGGUGCUUUGUUGGUGGAAAUCUCGUAGUUUUCGCAGUUUCUUGAGGCACAGCAACAUUGAAGACUAACCGGAGCUAACCAUGGUUCGCAUCAGUGUCCUAGCAGAUGCAUUGAAAUGCAUCAACAACGCCGAAAAACGUGGCAAGCGCCAGGUUUUGAUUCGGCCCAACUCGAAGGUCGUCAUCAAGUUUUUAACAGUGAUGAUGAAGCAUGGAUACAUUGGCGAAUUUGAGAUAGUCGACGAUCACCGCAGUGGAAAGGUGGUUGUGAAUCUUACCGGCCGCCUGAACAAAGCUGGCAUCAUUUCUCCGCGUUUCGAUGUGAAGCUCAACGAUGUUGAAAGAUGGACCAACGAUUUGUUACCCUCUCGUCAGUUCGGGUAUGUCGUGCUCACUACCAGCGGCGGUAUAAUGGAUCACGAGGAAGCCCGACGGAAGCAUUUGGGAGGAAAGAUAUUGGGAUACUUCUUCUGAAACUCCUGGAGCAGGUUUUCAAGCAUCGGAUUUGUUUGAGAAGUUGAAAAAGGGGAUGAAGAUUGCUACCUAAUAAAGCACGGAAUUGUGUUGAAAAAAGUUAA